Messenger RNA from Elaeis guineensis (African oil palm), 1021 nucleotides. The record is from RefSeq and is a predicted model, not a curated record. Lineage: Eukaryota; Viridiplantae; Streptophyta; Magnoliopsida; Arecales; Arecaceae.
UGGCUAAGGAAGAAGACAAGACCUUCAUCAUCCAAUUUUGAUCCCCCUCAUCUUUUACAGAUAAGAUAAGAGAGAGAGCACUUCUUCACCCAUUCCAUAAUCGUCUUGUCCACCAUGGAGACAAUCUCCUACAUCUCCCUGUUCCUUUCUCUUCUCAUCCUCUUCAUCAAACUCCUCUUCUUCUCCAAGAACAAGAAGAACCUUCCACCAAGCCCUCCCUCCCUCCCCUUCAUCGGCCACCUCCAUCUAUUCAAGAAACCUCUCCACCUCACCCUCGCCCGCCUCUCCAACCUCUACGGUCCCAUCCUCCGCCUCCGCUUCGGCUCCCGUCCAGUCCUCGUCAUCUCCUCCCCUUCCCUCAUCGACGAGUGCCUCUCUAAGAACGACAUCACCUUCGCCAACCGUCCCCGCCUCCCCUCCUUGAAGCACAUAAGUUACAACUACACCUCCCUCGGCGGCGCUAGCUAUGGGCCCUACUGGCGCAACCUUCGCCGCAUCACCACCAUCGAGCUCCUCUCCACCCACCGCCUCCAGUCCUUAACCGACAUCCGAGCCAACGAGGUCCAGGCCAUGGUUCGACAGCUCUUCCGAGACUGGAAGGCCUCGUCGGCGGAAGGCUUUACGAAGGUGGAGCUCAAGUCAAGGCUGUUCGCACUAUCCCUGAACGUCCUCACCAGGAUGAUCACAGGGAAGAGGUACUACGGGGAGGAGGAAGAGGAGGCCUCCGAGGAGGCGAGACGGUUCAGGGAGUUAGUAGAGGAAGGUUCCUCCUUGAUCGGAGCAUCAAAUCUUAGUGACUUCCUGCCGGUGCUGAGGUGGGUUGAUUACCAGGGAGUUAACAAGAGGUUGGUGACGGUGCAAAAAGGGAGGGAUGAGUUCAUGCAGAGACUGAUAGAUGAGCAUAGGAGCAAAAGCAGGGAGGAAGGAGUGGAGAAAAAGACCAUGAUGGGUGUAUUGUUAUCGCUACAGAAGACGGAUCCCGAGUACUACACCGAUGAGAUGAUCAAAUCUCUUGGCGUGG